GCUCAUCGUGUUGUAUUGGCGGUGUGUGAUUACUUUUGCGCCAGCUGUUCACUGUGAUGCCAUGCGGGAACUCAUCAAUCUGAAAUGUAAAACUUAACGGUUAUUAACGCUCAUGGUAUGGAGCUGCUGCUGAAUAUGCCUACACUCAAAAAAUUGAAAUUAGAUCGAAAUAAUGGCAAGAUGUUUUAUCUGUAUCGACGCAUAUCCAGAUAAAGCAUUGACGCCUGUUCAAUUUCUGUAGUCACAAAAUUGAUUUGGAUAAUUGUGUUGCAAUCGCGCGUUGGCGGACUUGUGCACUCUUGGGCCUCAAAAGGGCCUACCCUACAUGUGUUCAAGACUGAUGAGUUUGCGCAAACACCGGAUUUAUUAAGUCUCACAUUGGAUCAUCAUUGAACAUGUACUCGCUUUGCAUUGCGGUGGAUUGCUUCAGAACAAAGAGUUCUCGAAUAGUAGCUGAAUAUUGUUUGAACUGAUCUAAAAGCCAGAGCUGACAGACGUAUCUUUGAAAGGUACAAUUUAUCAAAUCGGUGCGUCGCUGAAUGCCAUUAAGUCCAAAUGGAAUGCAGAACCUGAGACCGAACUCGUUGCUUCGGUCUACUACGGAUGUUGAGUAAACAUUACUAAGAAAAUGUGAAGUUGCGGUUAUCCGAUGCUUAUGCAGAUGAUUUACUUUCCGCGGAGGUGUUAACGAACACUCGUGGCAUGGAGUUGGCCUUGGUAAAGAUUGGGGGCUUCGAAACAAAUGGGCUAACAAAUCGUAUCAGUUGUUAUCUACCAUCAAAAGGCAAAUGGGAGAGUCUCACCGUUAUUCCACACAUCGAACAAUGCAACUAUGGUACAGCAGUGCUGGGCAACGAUUUGUAUGUAGUAGGGGGCUCAUAUGAUGUCUGUCUCAAGGAGUAUAUACAUCCAUUUGGCUUUCGUUACUGUCCCGCCAAGAAUAAAUGGAAAAGUAUUGCGCCAAUACAAGCGGACCGUUGUCGUUUUUCCCUAAAUGCCAUGGGUAGUCAUUUUCUAUAUGCGGUGGGCGGAGUUUGUGAGCUAAACGAAAAUGAUGGCGGCGCCGAACUGUGGGCACACGAUAUGACAGUUUCAAAUUGUGAACGUUACGAUGCCAAUACCGAUCGCUGGGAGUACUUGCCUGCGUUGUCGGAAAAUCGUAGUCAACAUGCGGGUGUUGUCUUGGGUGAUCAGUUGUAUAUAUCGGGUGGCAUAGACCGGCACAUUGUACUUGCCUCACUUUGGAGAUUCGACACGAAAUCUAACACAUGGCAUAAACUCUGCCCAAUGCCAACACCUCGCGCCGAUCAUGUGCUUAUUGUUUUCGAUGGUCGUAUAUAUGCGUUCGGCGGUUGGUAUGAGGAUCCAGUGACUGAAAUGCGAGUAUUAGCUGAUGCGGUGGAUGUAUAUGACGUAACAACCGACCAAUGGAUAACAGAAUCACGAAAUCCAAUGCCUAAGUAUUACACCGGCGUAGCAGCUGUCAAACGAAAAGUUUACUUUAUCGGCGGUUUACUCUCAACGGCAACCAUUAAUCGCGCCACAUCCGCGGUACAGUCGUACGACUUGGACACACAGCAAUGGGCCUUCAGUUCGGAGUGGGAGUAUCCAAAGGAGGUGUGGGAAAGUACUUGUGCGGCUUUUUAUGUGCCACGGGAACGUGAUAAUGUAAAGUACUACUGGGACGAUGUGUGAGCAAGCAAGAAUUUAUUUAAUUUUGGUAGUGUGGUAGUCAAGAAAUAAAGAUAUGUGUUUAAAGCUUAUUAAAAAAAAAAAAAGAAUUAAAAAUGAGCACUAAAAUAAUUAUUUUUUAUUAUUACCAAUUUUGCAAACUUUUUAUAAAAAUUACCUCAUGAAAUUAUAUUUUUUACCCAAGCGAAAUUAGACCAGUGAAGGUACGUAAAAACGUAGAACUCAAACUGAAUUAAAUGUUUCUAAAAUAAAUAGUAAUAUAUGAAUUUGUGAUCUAUAGCGUUGCUGCGUUCGUACAUAUGUAUAUAUAUUUAAAGAAAAACACACGAAAUCUAAGUGCAAUUUGUUCAGAGAGCAUACAUCGAAAAUAACAAAGAAUCUCAAAAUUAAAAGUAAAAAAUUAUAACUUUUAUGAAUUUUAAGAAAAAUUUCAGCUUGUGGAAAAUUUUAUUUUAUUACUGCCUUUAGAUUUUAUCCUCACUCAUUAGAAUUUAAUGUACGAGUAUAUUUUUAGUUUUGUUACAUGAAGAAAAUAAUAACGUCAUAUUACUCAUAUCUACAUACAUAUGUAAGUAAUUAAUAUUGUAUUUAAUUGUUCUUAACUCUUUGUCAUUUUUAUAUUUUUAUAAUCCUGGCAGCGCCAAUAUGAAAUAAAUUAAUUUCAAAUACCAUAUGUAAACUAAUCAGAUGAACUCUAACAAUAUGUGUAUAUAUGUAUAUCUAUAUACGCACUUUAUUGAAUACGAAAUAUAAUUGAAUUGAGCAAAAAGCGAAUUAUACGAAA
Molecule: messenger RNA, 2476 nt
Organism: Bactrocera oleae (olive fruit fly)
Lineage: Eukaryota; Metazoa; Arthropoda; Insecta; Diptera; Tephritidae
Source: RefSeq, a predicted model, not a curated record